Molecule: messenger RNA, 452 nt
Organism: Aedes aegypti (yellow fever mosquito)
Lineage: Eukaryota; Metazoa; Arthropoda; Insecta; Diptera; Culicidae
Product: larval cuticle protein 8-like
Exons: 2
Coding region: 113-418 (101 amino acids)
Cellular component (GO): chitin-based extracellular matrix
Molecular function (GO): structural constituent of chitin-based larval cuticle
Source: RefSeq, a predicted model, not a curated record
CCCCUCAAAAGCGGUUAAAUUGACGUCCCUAGCAGGAAAAACAACUGAAACACGGGAGUUGCGUUGCAGUUUUAGAACGUUGGUCAAAGUUUGAAGUCAAGUUCGGUGCAAAAUGAAGCUUUUGAUUGUGUUCGCUCUGGUUGCCGUGGUCGCUGCCAAUUCCCAGAUUCUCAAAUACGAGAAUGUUGCCGAUGGCGAAGGAACCUACAAGUUUGAAUUUGAAACUGACGAUGGCACGACUCGCGUUGAACAGGGAGAUCAGAAGGGCGAAGAUCUGACCGUGCAGGGCAAUUUCAAGUUCGUUGCCGAUGAUGGACAAGAGUACAAGGUCAAGUAUGUUGCUGAUGGAGUGGGUGGUUUCCGUGCUGAGGGUGCCCAUGUCCCGAAUGAGUAUGUUGAUAAGCUGUCAACACUGUAGGUUAAAACAAUAAAUUAAAAAAAGGUUUUUGAAA